GUGCUGCAACUGGGAAAGUUCAAGAUUCAGCGAGAAAGAGAAACCCGCACAUGCUGAAUGAGGAAGGGAACAAACCACUAUGAUGGACGAGCUUAGCACGCCCGACAACAAGCGCCAACCCGACGCCUCUUCUUCAUCUGUUUCCCAACUCGAGACUUCGCCCUUCUUCAAUUACAUCAACAACUUGUCUCCCUUAGAACUCGUCAAGUUCAGGAACAAGACCGGUGUUGGUCUUCAACCAUUCGAUUCGCAGAGUUUCAGAACCCCUUCGCCCAUUUCCACUUGGGAACAGCUCAAGUUUGUUAACUCUUCAGCCAGGUGUCAAGGCUCCGUAGUAGCACGAUCAAGUUCUAAACUUAGAGAAUUGCCAGAAUUUGAUAUAACCCCCCAAGAAUUAGAAUGCUCAGCUUCCAAGAAUGAAGUAGUAAAGGCUGAUGUGGCAGCUCAGGAACCUCCGGAGGCAAAACUCGAAAGCAUUUCGGCCGAAAGACUUUCAUACGAUAGCAAAAGGAAUCUAAGAAGAAUCACUCGCUCUCGGGGAAAUAAAGAUGGAAUGGAGCAUGAUUGGGUUUCAGUAAUUUCUGAAUUGGCUGAUGUGUUGACCUUAGAUUCGUUGUCCAUCCUGGAGAAAGAAGAAGACCCCGAGCUGAAAGAACAGCAGAAGGUGAUGUUGAAUCCUAUGGAAGAAAGCAAUUUUGUAUCGGAUGUAUUGCAGAGUCCUCAGGAAUUUGAUCAAAUGGGAGAAAACCAGAAAGAGGGUAAUGUUCAUGGAGCUCGGUCUAAAGAGCUGGUUGUAUGUGAUGCAUCUGUAAAGACAGGUCUUCAGCAGAAGCAGCACAAAGCAAGAAGGCGAUGCCUGAUUUUCGAGAUGGCAGGUAGCCAGAAAAGGAAAUCUCAAGUUGACGGCACAAUGGCUAGCAGUAGUUCAUUAGAUGAAAAGAAAGAGGAUACUUGCUUAUCAAGGAAGGGAAAUGUGUUGCACUUGCGUUCUUUUGUCACAAGUUCUGAAGUGGUCAAGGCUCAGUGUUUAAGCAACCAAAAGAACACUAAUUUGGUCGAGAGUAAGCAAAAUGUACCUGAGAGCUCGAUAGUGCCUGAAUGGGGUGACAGUAGUAGUCCCAAGAGAAAGAGGCUCAAAGUGGUACACAUCAAGAAAUGCAACUGCAAGAGAUCAAAAUGCUUGAAGCUAUACUGUGAAUGCUUUGCUGCUGGUCUCUACUGCAUGGAGUCUUGUUCAUGUCAAGGUUGUUCCAACAAUCCUGCGAAUGAAACCGCUGUUCUAGCUACUCGUCACCUCAUCUUUUCCCGAAAUCCCCUUGCUUUUGAACCUAAAGUGAUGACCAGGCUUGGGGGGGAAAUGAAUGCAGCUACCCCAGCUUCAGCUAGGCAUAAGAAAGGAUGCAACUGCAGAAAGUCACAUUGCUUGAAGAAAUACUGUGAAUGCUUUGAGGGCGGCGUUGGCUGCUCUCCUAGCUGCAGGUGCAGAGAAUGCAGGAAUUCAUUCGGCAGCAGCAAUGUUCCUUUUCUGCUCGAGUAUGGCAGCUGAAGGGAAUGACGCUGAGGUUGAAGAACAUGUAAUGUAGCUCUGGGAAGGAUCAGUUUGCGUGCACUCUUGAUGGCACAUUGUUGGCGAAUCUGAAAGCAAUGACUUUGUAAGUUUGUAUCGAGUUCUCAUGUAACCAUCUGGGUUUCUUUCUGUGCUAGUUAAGCGAAUCCGCCACGUCGAUUUGUAAGGCGAUGAGCAGCAAAAGAAUCAGAUGUUUCUAAGAUAACCAGUAGAAGAUUUUUCUUGUCAGUAGAAGCAUAAUGAAAGAGCAAUGGUGAG
This is a messenger RNA of Linum trigynum, 1825 nucleotides long. The record is from the annotation of a GenBank genome assembly. Lineage: Eukaryota; Viridiplantae; Streptophyta; Magnoliopsida; Malpighiales; Linaceae.